Molecule: messenger RNA, 3141 nt
Organism: Puma concolor (puma)
Lineage: Eukaryota; Metazoa; Chordata; Mammalia; Carnivora; Felidae
Gene: FAM13A
Product: family with sequence similarity 13 member A
Biological process (GO): signal transduction
Source: RefSeq, a predicted model, not a curated record
AUGGAAUUCUCGUACUUUGCUGUCAUUUUGAUGUUUUCAUCUGGUCUUCAUCACUUCUACCAGGCACUUCCUGCGAGAAUGGGGGCAGGCGCUCUCGCUAUCUGUCAAAGUAAAGCAGCAGUUCGGCUGAAAGAAGACAUGAAAAAGAUAGUGGCAGUGCCACUAAAUGAGCAGAGAAGUUCCACGUAUAAAAAGCUAUUUGGAGUCAGUCUCCAAGACCUUCAGCAGCAGGGACUCACUGAGAACGGCAUUCCAGCAAUAGUGGGGAAUAUAGUGGAGUAUUUGACGAAACAUGGACUCACCCAGGAAGGCCUUUUUAGGGUGAAUGGCAACGUAAAGGUGGUGGAACAGCUCCGAUGGAAGUUUGAGAGCGGAGUGCCGGUGGAGCUCGGGAAAGACGGGGACGUCUGCUCAGCAGCCAGUCUGUUAAAGCUCUUCCUGAGGGAGCUGCCAGAGCGCGUGAUCACCUCGGCCCUACAGCCUCGAUUCAUUCAACUCUUCCAGGAUGACAGAAAUGAUGCUCAGGACAGUAGCUUAAGAGCAUUAAUAAAAGAGCUGCCAGACGUCCACUACUGCCUCCUCAAGUACCUAUGCCAGUUCUUGACAGAAGUGGCCAAGCACCAUGUGCAGAAUCGCAUGAAUGUUCACAAUCUCGCCACUGUAUUUGGGCCAAAUUGCUUUCAUGUGCCACCUGGGCUUGAAGGCAUGAAAGAACAAGACAUCUGCAACAAGAUAAUGGCUAAAUUACUAGAAAAUUAUGAUACCUUGUUUGAAGUAGAGUAUACAGGAAAUGAUAACCAGAGAUGUGAAAACAUGGCUAGGAUUAUCAUAGUAAAAGAGGCCAGUUGUAAGAACCCCUUACCCACCCUUCUGACAAAAGACUUAGACAUGCAAAAACCAUCUCUAAAAACCAGGAUCCCAAAAUCCAGGAGUGAGGGAUCUAUUCAGUCACACAGAGUACCACAACCAGAGCUGUCAGAUGGUGUUCCUCAGGUCAGCCUGCGGCUAAGUCGUAGAAAACCCUACUGGAAUGAUGUGAAUUCAGCAGAAGAUGCUAGUGGUGCAAAGUUGGUAUCCAGUUCGCAGGAGGAUGAAAGACCAAUGUCACCUUUCUAUUUGAGCACGCAUGUAUCCCAAGUCAGCAAUGUUUCAACAACUGGAGAACUCUUAGAAAGAACCAUCCGGUCAGCAGUAGAGCAGCAUCUUUUUGAUGUUAAUGGCCCUGGAGGCCAAAGUUCAGAGGACUCAGAGUCUGGAACAUCAUCAGCGUCUUCUUCCACAUCUGCCAGACAGCGCCGCCGCCAGUCCAAAGAGCAGGAUGAAGUUCGACGCAGCAGAGAUGUGGGACUUAUCGACAAAGAAAAUAUUCCUUCUGGGUUCAGCAGCCUUGAAGAUUGUAUUUUGAGUGCUCAGGAAGUGGAAAAGCUGUAUGAAAAUACUUCUGGUUGUGUUGGAGAAAGGGGCAAACCUAAACGUCAGAAAUCCAGUUCCAAACUCUCUGAACUCAAUGAAAAUCAAGAUGGUCUUGUGAAUAUGGAAAGCCUCAACUCCACACCAUCUCAUGAGAGGGCUGGACCUGAUGAUGUUGAACUGAUGUCCGACGAAAGCAAAGAAAAUGAAAAAGACGGCAGACAUACCCAGCAUUUUGAGAACCCCACAAUGAAGAUUCAGGAGCACUCCGGCAUAACUGACACCAAACUGCAGAGGACCCAAGAUGCCGAUGAGCAGCAGGAGAGCUUUGUCUCCGAAGUGCCUGAGCUGGACCUGACUGCAUUGUGUGACGAGAAGAGCUGGGAAGAGCCAGUCCCUACCUUCUCGUGGCAGCAGGAGAACGUGGACUCCGACGAAGCGCACCUCUCCCCACAGGCUGGGCGCCUGAUUCGUCAGCUCCUGGAUGAGGACAGUGACCCCAUGCUCUCUCCUCGGUUCUACGCUUAUGGGCAGAGUCGGCAAUACCUGGAUGACACAGAAGUGCCUCCUUCUCCCCCAAAUUCCCAUUCUUUCAUGAGGCGACGGAGCUCCUCUCUUGGGUCCUACGAUGAUGAGCAGGAGGACCUGACACCUGCCCAGCUCACGCGACGGAUUCAGAGCCUUAAAAAGAAGAUCCGAAAGUUUGAAGAUAGAUUUGAAGAAGAGAGGAAGUACAGACCUUCCCACAGUGACAAAGCAGCCAAUCCAGAGGUUCUAAAAUGGACAAAUGACCUUGCCAAAUUCCGGAAACAACUUAAAGAGUCCAAACUAAAGAUAUCUGAAGAGGACCUAACCCCCAGGAUGCGGCAGCGAAGUAACACGCUCCCCAAGAGUUUUGGUUCCCAGCUUGAGAAAGAAGAGGAGAAGAAGCAAGAGCUCAUGGAUAAAGUAAUAAAGCCCAGCGUUGAAGCCACACUGGAAUCCAUCCAGAGGAAGCUCCAGGAGAAGCGGACAGAAACCAGCCGUCCUGAGGACAUUAAGGAUAUGACCAAAGACCAGAUUGCUAAUGAGAAGGUAGCUCUGCAGAAAGCUCUGCUAUAUUAUGAAAGCAUCCAUGGACGGCCGGUAACCAAGAACGAACGUCAGGUCAUGAAGCCGCUGUAUGACAGAUACCGGCUGGUCAAACAGAUCCUGUCCAGAGCCAACACCAUACCCAUCAUUGGAUCCCCCUCCAGCAAGCGGAGAAGCCCUUUGCUGCAGCCAAUUAUUGAGGGCGAAACUGCUUCCUUCUUCAAGGAGAUAAAGGAAGAAGAUGAGGGCUCAGAAGAUGACAGCAACACAAAGCCGGACUUCACAGUCACUCUGAAAACCGAUUUCAGUGCACGUUGCUUCCUGGACCAAUUUGAAGAUGAUGCUGAUGGGUUUAUUUCCCCAAUGGAUGAUAAAAUACCAUCAAAAUGCAGCCAAGACACCGGGCUUUCAAACCUCCAUGCUGCUUCAAUACCGGAACUCUUAGAACAUCUUCAGGAAAUGAGAGAACAAAAGAAAAGGAUUCGAAAGAAACUUCGUGAUUUUGAAGACAAUUUUUUCAGACAAAAUGGAAGAAGUGUCCAGAAGGAAGACCGCACUCCUAUGGCUGAAGAAUACAAUGAAUAUAAGCACAUAAAGGCAAAAUUAAGGCUCUUGGAGGUGCUCAUCAGCAAGAGAGACACUGAUUCCAAGUCCAUGUAA